Messenger RNA from Myotis davidii, 3112 nucleotides. RefSeq names its product insulin induced gene 2 (gene INSIG2). Gene Ontology annotation, cellular component: SREBP-SCAP-Insig complex; endoplasmic reticulum. The transcript has 6 exons. The coding region runs from base 218 to 898 and encodes 226 amino acids. Lineage: Eukaryota; Metazoa; Chordata; Mammalia; Chiroptera; Vespertilionidae. The record is from RefSeq and is a predicted model, not a curated record. Gene Ontology annotation, biological process: cholesterol biosynthetic process; SREBP-SCAP complex retention in endoplasmic reticulum; cellular response to insulin stimulus.
AGGUCGAGUUGUGGGAGGGGAAAAGGAAGAGGUGGAGGGGGGCGGGGCCGUCCCAGAAGAUGGCGGAGGCGGGGGAUUUCUGGUCGGUCCUAUUUCAGGGCAAGAUGCGGUUCUGUUGAAACUCCAAUCUGCUUUGAUUCACAGACAAGUUGCUUCAGCUGGGAAGCCUUUUUUUUCUUUUUUUUUUUUUCUGCUGGCCUACUGAACUUAUGAAACCAUGGCAGAAGGAGAGACAGAGUCACCUGGGCCCAAAAAGCGCGGUCCUUACAUCUCAUCUGUAACUAGCUGGAGUGUAAAUUUGAUGAUUCGAGGAGUAGUGCUGUUUUUUAUUGGAGUAUUUCUGGCCUUAGUGUUAAAUUUACUUCAGAUUCAGAGAAACGUGACCCUUUUCCCACCUGAUGUGAUUGCGAGCAUCUUUUCUUCAGCAUGGUGGGUACCACCGUGCUGUGGCACAGCUUCAGCAGUGAUUGGGUUAUUAUACCCCUGCAUUGACAGGCAUCUAGGAGAACCCCAUAAAUUUAAAAGAGAGUGGUCCAGUGUAAUGCGGUGCGUAGCCGUCUUUGUCGGUAUAAAUCAUGCCAGCGCUAAAGUGGACUUUGAUAACAACAUACAGUUGUCUCUCACACUGGCCGCACUCUCCAUUGGACUGUGGUGGACUUUUGAUAGAUCUCGAACUGGUUUUGGCCUUGGAGUAGGAAUUGCUUUCUUGGCUACCUUGGUCACUCAACUGCUAGUCUAUAAUGGUGUUUAUCAAUAUACUUCUCCAGAUUUUCUCUAUGUUCGCUCUUGGUUACCAUGUAUAUUUUUUGCUGGAGGCAUUACAAUGGGAAAUAUUGGUCGACAACUGGCAAUGAGAACUUUGGAUGUUUUAAUAUAUAAUGAAGAUGAACUUCCAUAGAACAUUUUUCAAACCUGCAUUACUGGAGAGAGUCCAAAGAGUAAUUUUCUGUUUUGGCAGAUUUUACUGGAGGUAAAAGUGAUGAGCAGAAAAGGCUAUCAGCAUUAAAGUUUUUCUCUCUGAACCUAAAAGAGUACAUAUGUAUAAAUAAAAGUAAUGACCAUUGGGGAAUUUACCUAGAAUAAAUGUAUGUUUUAGAAAUACAAAAUGACCUUCUGCAGUGCCACAAAGUGUUGAGUAAUAUUAACUGUUAUUCGCAAUAUAGAAUCCUUCUGCUUUUGUACAUGGAACACCUAAAAAAUCCCAAACAGAUCUAAAUGAAGUUUCUAAUUCUAUUGGGUUCUGUCCUUGGGUUCCAAAAUCUAUUGGGCUGUAUAAAUUAAACCACUUUGGUUGUGCUGGGUCAUUGUCAGAGGAAUGCCAUCUGGGGAAUGCCUGGGCACAUAAUUUCCUAUCUAUUCAUAUGCCAUUAGUGAAUAGUUCAAACCUGUUUAAGAAUGUAUUGAGAUGGCAUAUUAUGCAUGUUAGAAAUCUUGAUAACAAUUUUGUGCAUUUUUUUAAAACACAACGAGUCAUUUAAAUAUGGCUUGAAUAUAUUUUUAGUUAACUUUUCCCUCACUUUUCAGUUUUGAAAUUGAUGGCAAUUUUUUGAUACACAAGGAUGAAUGAAAUCUGCUUACUCUGUGUUUGUGUUUGUGUGUGUGCGUAUGUGCUGAACUGAGUGAGAGAAUAUAUGUGUGUACGUAUAUGUAUGUGCAUGUGCCCAUGCUCUUUUGACAUGUUAACUAGAAAUUUAAAAAAAAUUUGGAUAUAAAACCGUUGCUGUCAGACUGAGAUCUUGUAUGCCAAACUUUAAUGUGCUUUUUGCAUUUUAAGGCUGAAAGUGUUAAAAUCCUAAGAGGAUUUGAUAUUGAAUAAAUGUAAACAAUCUUAACUAUAGUGGUGGUUAACAUACUACUAUAAUUUAUUAUUCUGUCUUCCAGAUAAUGUUAUUCAUUUAGAACAAAAAAGUAUAUUUUUAGAAUCAACUUUGUAAGCACUAUAAAUCUUUAAUAAGUUAUAAGGUCUAUGAUGUGUUUACUUUGAAAAUUGCUGUUAAAAGCAAGGUGUAUUAAAUACAUAAUUAUAUUCUUGGUUAAGAGUCUUUUUUUCUUUCUUGUGUUAAGUCAUAGAAUAUAGUAAUGAAGAUUAAUAAAAUUAAGAUGUAUGGUUGAUUUUACUAGGAUAUGAUGAAAGGAAAUUAAGUUUAGUUUUACAGUAAUUGAAUGAUGUCAUUUUGGGGUUCUUAAGUUAUUUUCAAAUCAUCUAGAAAAUAUGAAAAGAUGUGGCAAAAGUAAAAUUGAUUUGAAAUUUUGAUAAGUAUAUAGAUAUAUUACAUCUUUUUUGCAACAAAAGUAAGUAGUAAACAUCUUUUAACAUUGUUAUAUUUGGAGUGCUUUCUUUUUGUUUUGUUCUGUCAUCAACAUUUUUAUUUAGUGUAGCAUAUGGCAGGAUGUAAAUAUGCCUUUCUUAUUAAGGGCAGGCUUUUGUAUAACUAAGAUUUGUGGACAACAUUUUAUACAACAACAAAAAAGUAAAUCUGUAAACUAUCAGAAAAGGAAAAUAAACAUUUAAUUUAAAUUAUAGAGGGCAGUUACAAUGAAACUCCAUCACUUUUCUAGCUCAAGUUUACAAAAUAAAGUCAAUCCUGAUAAUAUCACUCCUAACACAAAUACAGAACCCAAACCUUAGAAAUUGGCUGUUAUUCCCAAGCCUUGAAAAUAGGAGAUAAUAAAGAUAUUGAAUCAAAAGCAUAUAUAGGCAAAAACAUAAUAUUGAUAAGUGGUUGCAUUGUUGGGGCGUGUUGCAAGCUAAACACAUGUGAAGUCAUCCCUGAGAAUACAGCGGUCUGUGCCGUAGUCUGCCUUUGUCAGGGGCAGACUGAGCAACCACAGCCCUGGCACCGCAGCUGGAUUUCCUGAUGAAAAUCUUGCCAGACUACCACCAUUGACAGAAGACUGUGAAAGACUCAACUCCAGUUAAGGACGAAGAACAAGCCAUGACAUCAACAUUUUCUCUUCAGCCACCAUCUUUUGAAAGGGUCAAGUUUUUAUGUCCUCUUGGCAGGUCACAGCAUUGACUUUAUUUUGUAAACCUGAGUUAGAAAAGUAAUGGAUUUUCAUUGUAACUGCCCUCUAUAAUUUAUAUAAAAUGUUUAUUUUCCUUUUCUGAUAA